Molecule: messenger RNA, 2739 nt
Organism: Mycosarcoma maydis (corn smut)
Lineage: Eukaryota; Fungi; Basidiomycota; Ustilaginomycetes; Ustilaginales
Exons: 1
Coding region: 1-2739 (912 amino acids)
Source: RefSeq, a predicted model, not a curated record
AUGUCCGCACAGCCCUCUUCGAGCUCCUCUGGCGUCGCUGCCAAUGCAGACGCUUCUGCGAACGUGAAAAGCCACCAUCGACGUACUUCCUCGCUGCUCCCCAGCCUCAACUCGCUCGGAUCGUUUCUCGCAGGCGGCCUAACCAGUCCAGCUGCUGCUUCCAAUCAAGACACGUACGCUUCUCCCGUCGCCGGCGGAGCGCUUAGCACGGAUGCCGAGCUUGUGAUCUCUGAUCCCAGUCCGACCGUCUGGGCGGAUGAACAGAGUCCGGCCAGGUCGCGCUUUGGGCGUCAGCGUCGCUCUGAUGCUCCUCGGCGCCAAGAGGCCGUCACAAGGGGCGUCAGGGAUCUAAGCGAAGAGAUCAAAUUUCGCGGACCCGCACAGCACUUGCCCACCGAUCCCAGUCAGCAGUCGGUGAUCGCCUUUCCCGCACAAGGUUCGCGCAGACCGUCGGGUUCCAGGACUAGCUCGGCAACAAGCACAGCCAGAGGCUCAGACACAGACGCCAGUGCCGUGUAUAGUGCAGAACCGAGCCUGGAUUCGCCCGACACCUCUGCAACGUCGAUCCUCUACUCUCCCAGGUCCAACACCAAGGAGCUGCCUCCCACCCCACCCCCGCCUCGGUCGGAAAGCACCAUCAAGGAAGAGCCAACACCGCACCUCUCGUCAUCGUUGGCGGACCGUUCAGAUUCUAGGUACGCACAUCAGACGCUGCCGCGCUCGUUUGCGUCUCGUUCGACGACGUCCCAAACGGAUUCGCAGCAAGACAGUCGACGCAGCGCCGCUCACGCCAGGACAGCGUCGCUCAGCGCUUCCACCGGCCGUUGCGCUCCACGCUUCGACCCUCUGACGAGCGAAGAAAGGACUGUUCAGCGCCAGGCCGGCUUCCGUGCGCGCAGCAUCAAUUCCAUCCGAGGGCUCGCCGCAGCUUGGGUGCCCGCGAGAUUCGUAUCCAGUUCGGCCUCCGAGACAUCGUCGGACGAUCUUUCGGCUCCGGACGCCAGCAGUCCGCGCGCAAUUAGCGACCAGAUGGCCUUGACAAAGCUCGACAACGAAAAGAGUCUGGUGAGCACAGGCCAAGCCAAGAGACCAGUCAAGCUCGACAGGAGGAGGUUGGACAAGGCGGUGAGUUUGGCGGUCGAAGCUGCACAGGCGGCCGAGGAGGACGAACGGGUGUGGGAGCAGAAGCAGCGCGCCAAGCGUUCAGCGCAAACUACGCGAUCGCGACCGACUUCAAGACCAGUGUCCGGAGAUGCUUGGUCGUCGUCGUUCAACGUCAACGCUGAGCCGGCCGGUGUCGCAUCGUUGUCCGAUGCAGAAGCAAGCAACACCUCGGACUCGGAGCAGGACCAAGACGAUCUAGGCUUUUCUUUGGACCUCUACAUCUCUUCUCUCGGCUACCUGAUCUCGGCGAUUUCCGACAAGGAAGCGCCCGGACUCAGCAGCAAGCAGAAGCAAGAAAUCCGUCAACGCCUCGAAGAAGGCAUGUGCAAACUUGGCUUUGACGCCAAAUCCGAGCUCGAAAAGGCGCAAGCCAUGAAGCGUGACCUUGAGCUCGAACGCGAGAAGCUGCAGCUGCAACGCGAACUCGCGUCGCCCAGCUCGUCGCCUGCCAGCGUGAUUCACCACCACUACCAUACAGCUAUGCCCUCGAGCGGAUCGUACGACGCGCGCAACUUUUCCAGGGCGCAUGCGGCAGCGAAAGCGUCCGGAAGGGCGAGCUCGAGUCUGGCAGGCAAGAUCGGGAGUGGUGUUUUGGAUGUAGGCUUGCAUAUUGGCGCUGGGGCGCUGAGUGCGCUGAGCGCCAAUCUGAGCGCGAUCGCUCCGAGGACAGCAAGGAGUAGUGCAGAGUCCAAGGGUAAGGAGGAAGAUGUGAGGAUCACCGAUCUCGACAACGGCGAAGAUCUGCCGACACUCUCCGAGACGGAUCGCUCGUCGAGAAGCGCCUCUCAACCGGGGAGUGGAGCGGCGACACCUAGGACGGCGUGGACGCGAGCCAUCAGCCAGAACAACAAGCAGUGGGAGCUAGCGGUGGCUUUCGCCAGUACUGCCGCAAGCGCACUCGCCACGAGUCUGGGCGCAGUGGCUCGACAAGAACAAACGCCAGCGCCGAGCUCGACCGAACUCACUUGCACCGCCGGCACGUUGACCAAGGAAGAGCAAAUGCACCUCGCUCGAUAUGCAGAUGCGCGCGGCUCGGCAGCAGGCGAACCGGGCGAGACAGCCGAAGACCGACUAAUCCUGCUCUCGGCUUCGCUCGCGCGAGCGCUAAAGCGAUCUCCUCUGCCUACGCAGCUGUACCAACUACUGCGGCAGAUGGUAUCGAUCCUCGCUGCCAUCGAUGCAAAGUACAGCCUGUCCGAAAAGGGUACACAGCUGGCGGUGCGCGAGACGAGCCGAGCAAUGCGCUUUGUGCGCAGGCACGACCUGCACGUCAAAGCCGUCAGGGUGGCGUGGGCGGCAGCCGAGGCGGCUGUAGCUGCACUCGAGGCGUACAGAGACGAGAGAGGCUGGAUCGAGAUGCAGCAGCAGCAGCAGAGAAUCGCCAACACAAGCGCUAGCCAUGCUCCUUUGACGCCCACGUCGCACCUCGACACCACGCCCCUGCACGCCUCACCACGCGUGCCCGCUUUGGCCAUCGCGGAGCGUCACACGCUCGAGCAGUGCUUCGACGAUGCUCACACCGUCGCCACUGCAAAGCACGCCAAGCGCGUCAGUCAGGAUCAGCCUCAAUCCUAG